CCGCGUCCUGUCCACGCUGGCCGCCCGCGUGCAGGAGGACCCUUUCCGCAAGGUGUCGGGGGGAAGCGGAGCGGACCUGAUCGUGCGUCUGAUGGAGGAGGCGAACGAGGAGGCCGAGCACAAAGGCUGGUGCGACACCGAGCUCAGCACGAACAAGCAGACCCGCGAGGAAAAGACCUCCGCCGUGGAGACGCUCCACGCGGAGAUCGACGAGCUCGAGGCGUCCAUACAGACGCUGGCGCAGGAGAUCGAGGACCUCGCUCUUGCCAUCGAGGAGCUCGACAAGGCCAUGGCCGAGGCGACGGAGCUCCGGCAGCAAGAGAAGGCGGAGAACCUUGCGACGAUCAAGGACGCGAAGGAGGCCCAGACCGCCGUCGCGGAGGCGCUUGCGAUUGUCAAGGAAUUUUAUGCCAAGGCCGGCGAGGCCACGGCGCUGGUGCAGCAGCAGCCGCCGCAGGCGCCCGAGAUCUUCGACAGCCCCUACAAGGGCAUGCAGGGCAUGUCGGGUGGCGUUAUCGGUAUGUUGGAGGUAAUCGAGGCGGAUUUCGCGCGCUUGGAGGCGGACACUGCGGCGUCCGAGGAGGCCUCUCAGAAGGCCUACGAUACGUUCAUGACCGACUCCUCCGCGGACAAGGAGGCGAAACAGACAGACCACGACCACAAGACGGCCAAGAAGGAGGAUCAGGAGCAGAUGCUGGGCUCGAAGAAGGAGGACCUCGCCAACACCCAGAAGGAGCUCGACGCCGCGAUGGCGUAUUUCGACAAGCUGAAGCCCUCUUGCGUGGACGCCUCCGUGAGCUACGACACCCGCGUGAGCAACCGCAAGGAGGAGAUCGAGUCGCUCCAAGAGGCCCUGAAGAUACUGAACGGCGAGGACAUCCCCUGAGCGCAGCAAGCGGGGCGGCAGACGGCCCGCUGGGAGCCCCCAGGAUGUGCCGUGCGCCUCGCGGUCCAAAGUGUCCGCCUCGCUCCUUCUCGCUCGGGACCUGGCGC
Messenger RNA from Prorocentrum cordatum, 993 nucleotides. The record is from the annotation of a GenBank genome assembly. Lineage: Eukaryota; Dinophyceae; Prorocentrales; Prorocentraceae.